Molecule: messenger RNA, 1314 nt
Organism: Ctenocephalides felis (cat flea)
Lineage: Eukaryota; Metazoa; Arthropoda; Insecta; Siphonaptera; Pulicidae
Product: SET domain-containing protein 4
Exons: 1
Coding region: 1-1314 (437 amino acids)
Biological process (GO): peptidyl-lysine dimethylation; positive regulation of transcription by RNA polymerase II; peptidyl-lysine monomethylation
Molecular function (GO): transcription coactivator activity; histone H3K4 methyltransferase activity; histone H3K36 methyltransferase activity
Source: RefSeq, a predicted model, not a curated record
AUGGGUCGCACUCAAAGAAAACGUAAACAAAAGUUAAAAACACCCAAAAAUACAAUAGUAAACAACGAUCCGAGUACAAUUAAAUUAAAACAAUGGCUUUGCGCUAAUAAAUGGACUGAUGAAACCUUUAUUAACAUAUCAGAGUUCGAGCAAACAGGCCGAGGAGUUUUGUUCAAAACUAAGAAAAAUGUUGGAGAUAAAUUGAUAUCCAUACCUUAUAGUAUGCUGAUAAGUUUGAAUACCUUGCAAGAUGAUGUAGAGUUUAAUAAACAAAUCUUGGAAGACUUCUGUACACCCUUGUCGAUGCAACAAGGUCUGUGCUUGUAUAUUUUGUACCACAAACAUCUUGGCUUGGAGUCUUUGUGGCACCAAUAUGUUGACACAAUCCCUAAAGCGUUUUCUGUACCUUAUUUUUGCAUCCCACGAGAACAGCAAGUCAUACCCAAAUUGAUUCAUACACAACUCGAACAGCAAACUGAAAAUAUAAACCAAGUAUUAGAAUUUAUCACAAAUAUAAAAACUAGAUGCACUUGCUGCCACCAACCUUGGGGGAGCAUCUUUUACCCCGAUGUGUCCUGGUCCUACUUUGCUGUAAAUACAAGAUGUGUUUACGUAGACCCUGAAAUUGUAAAAGCACUAACAAAGCCUGCAAAAUGGUUGAAAGAUGAGCCUUCCAUAGCCUUAGCACCUCUUUUGGAUAUGUUCAACCAUGAUUGUCAAGCUCAAACUGAAGCUAAAUUGAAUGUGGAUUUACAAACAGUGCUCCAAUGCAACAAUGAUGUUAAAUUGAGGCUAUGUUAUGAGUUGUACACUUUAAAACAAUAUGAGGCUUACUCAGAGUGUUUUAUAAGUUAUGGUAAGCAUGAUAACUUAAAACUACUAGUCGAAUACGGUUUUUACAUCCCCCACAACCCCUACGACUUCAUCACUAUAAAUUUUGAAGACAUAGUUCUGUUAUCUAAAACUCAUGUUGUGCAAAAUUUUUACAAAAAGCAAAUUUUUAUGCAAACGAAGGAUUUACAACAAUAUUUAUUCUUAAACAGCGAAGGCUUUAGUCAUAAUUUGAUUAUGUUGAUGCACUUGUUUUUUAAUAACACUUUGUUAUAUUUUGAUGAAAUUUAUAAAGUUAGUGAUAUUGAAGGUGUUAGGGAACCUUGUAGGACCUUAGUGGAAAAUAAAAUAUAUGAAAUUAAUAAUUGUUUGAGGAAAAUGUUGUGUGUUGUGGAUUAUACUGAUAGUUUUAGUGUUAUUGUAGGAUUUAUGCAAAGUCGUGAGAAAAUGUUGCAAGAGAUUCUGAAAAGAAUACAAAAAUAG